CAUUACAAAGCGGCAGAUCAGAUGAGCUGACGCGAAUGUCCAGUGGUUUCUUCAAGGGAAGAAAAACGGCCGCUCGACGGUCUGCUAGGGUCAGCAGUAAACAGUCUUCCACUUCUUCUGAGAUCAAAAAAGUCCACCCAUCACCUCAACUGACGCUGCGGCCACUAUUCUUCGAAGUGCCGUCAACAGACAACCGCGGCCACUUCUCCGGCAGACAGUGGCUCAUCAGGGACAUGGAAAAGGCUCUCGAAUCCAGUGCCUCGGGUAUCCUAGUGUCAGGAUGUCCAGGGACAGGAAAGACGGCGUUGAUCCUGCAGCUGGUGGAAUACUCCUGCUUCGGCAGGAAGAGGAACUACGAGUAUGAAGAGUUAAGGGAGCAGUCGGAUAUCAGGGAAAUGCUGCCCGAGGAGAUGACUGCCGGCAUGUUCACCCAUCUGGCUUCCCAUGUCGUUGCAUAUCAUUUCUGUCAAGCCGAUAACAACAGUACUUGCCUGGUGGGUGAAUUCGUCCAUUCGCUAGCUGCACAACUGUGCCAAGCUCCGAGACUGCAAGCAUACAGAGAGUAUCUCCUAAGCGAACCACAUCUCCUUGGAUGUUUAUCCUUAAAGGAAUGCAUAGCUGACGCAGAUCUGGCAUUCAUGAGGGGGAUAAUCGAGCCCCUUAUCUUCCUCCGAAGAAAUGGAAGCAUAGAUUCCACCAACAGCAUCAUCCUUGUCGAUGGUCUCUGCGAAGCCGAGUACCAUAGACCAGACCACGGUCACACGAUCGCUUCGUUCCUCGCAAGACAUGUGGCUGAAAUGCCCUCGUGGCUCAAAGUUGUAGCUACAGUCAGGACCCAGUUCAUAGACUUAACAAAACAACUGCCCUACGCGAGAUUAAGUCUAGACGAGUCCGAUAAUGUCAACAAAGAUUUAUUGGAAUAUUUCAACACUAGAGUCCAAGCAGCGCCUAUAAUAGAGACCAACAUAAAAUCAUCAACUGGAAAAUUGGAAGGAGUACACAAUUCGGUGAUGAAGUUCGCACAAUAUGUCCUCCACUUGAGCCAAGGCUCGUUUUUGUUCCUAAAAUUAAUAUUAGAUUUGUUAGAGAGGAGUCAUAUUGUGGUGAAGUCGACUAAUUACAAAGUGGUGCCGAUAUCCUUGGCCCAGAUAUUCUUGUUGCAGUUCAAUCUGCGUUUUCCAACUGUGCAAUCUUUUGAGAAGGUCACACACAUUCUCAGCGUGUGUUUAGCGGCCUUAUACCCUCUUACAUUGGUGGAGAUAUAUUAUUCUGUGAAUUCUUUGUUAGUGAACACGUUCCUGCCUUGGGAUGAGUUUUGCCACAGAUUCGACAGCCUCACAGACUUCCUCGUAAAGAGAAUCGACAAUACGUACAUGUUUUUCCACCCUUCAUUCAGGGAAUGGUUAAUCCGAAGAGAUGAUAAUGAGAGCCCCAAAUUUCUAUGUGAUUUGAGAGCUGGUCACUGUGGCAUCGCCUUUAGAUUAUCUAGGGUUCAAGCUCCACUGGACUCCGAGAAGUCUAUGGAGCUCGGUCAUCACAUUCUGAAAGCUCACAUGUAUAGAAACUUGGGACCUGCACAGCUAGGGUUAUGCCCUAGAGAUUUACAAGCUAUGAUGGUAGCAACAAGCUCAGCAAAUGUUGGUGAAGCGAUUGCUAAUUUGAGGAAUAUUUACACGCCCAAUGUGAAAGUAUCUCGCCUUAUGUUGUUGGCCGGUGGAUCUCCAAACCAAAUUACCGAGUGUCUUGGAAACGCUCCUUUGCUGUGUAUGUAUUCAUAUCAAGGGAUUCUGUCCAUGGUUGGGCUUCUUAUCGAGUUUGGAGCAGAUCUAGAAAUGACGAACUCUCAAGGCUGCACAGCUUUGUCGCUAGCGUGUCAACGAGGCCACACUGAUGUUGCCCGAAGACUUAUAGCUGCAGGCGCAUCGCUCAGUCACACAGACACAGCAGAACAAACUCCCCUGGUUCAUGCAGCAAAGAAUGGCCACCGAGACACUGUGAUCUACCUUCUCGGCUGCCAGACAGGCAGAGACGAUAGGAACUCCAUAGAAAUUGAUGAAGGGAGCAUAGAACAACUGGUACCUGGGUCUAGACACGCCUUAAUAGCUGCAGCGCAGAACGGGCAUUUGGAUAUUGUCGAAUAUCUGCUGGAUACUGCUGAAUUAAUUCCGGACGGCAUAUGCCCAGUAACAGGAGAGACAGCACUCACAGCUGCAUGCUCCACUGGUAACGCAGCCAUCGCCAAUGCUCUCCUUAUCCGAGGAGCUACUCCUUACUCUCUAAACGCGAGACAGAUGUCCCCCCUAGCGCUUGCAGCCAAGAACGGAAGGACAGCGUUAGUGUUGAGACUCCUGGAUUCCGGAGCAGACGUGAUGGGAUCCAAUGGGAAGAGUCCGUUGAUACUGGCUGCAGCGGAGGGACAUUCGGAUGUCGUUGAGAUGCUUUUGGAUCAUGGUGCUGAUCCAGACGCAGUGGAUGGUGAUGGUCUAUCACCACUGGGCUGGGCGUGCCUUCGCUCCAGGGUACCCACUGUGAUAACACUGCUCGACAAAGGAGCUACUAUUGACCUACCAGAUGGCAGCGGCAGGACACCGCUCGGCCUCGCGUGUGGAGGAUCAUCAGAUCUGGUAGAGAUAUUGCUGGAGCGAGGAGCGUCACUAGAGAGGGUCGACCAUAGCGGCCUCAGACCUCUGGACAGGGCGAUUGGACAGAGGAACAUACAGGUCGUCAACUGCUUCCUGAGGAAAGGCGCCAAGCUAGGACCAACUACGUGGGUGAUGGCAUCAGGCAAACCAGAAUUCAUGCUAAUCCUGCUAAACAAGCUUCUAGAAGACGGAAACAUGCUAUACCGCAAGAACCGCCCCUCGGAGGCCGCCCAUCGCUACCAGUACGCCCUGAAGAAGAUCAACCCGCUGAUCAGCGACGAGGGCGUCACGGCUCCCACCACUCAGCCCGUUCCACAUGAACAUGUCUCUGCUUUCGUGCAGCUAAAGACUAAUCUACUGCUGAAUCUGUCUAGAUGCAAGAGGAAAUUAAAUGAACCAUCCGAAGCUCUAGAUCUUGCCGCGAGGGCUUCAGUUCUCCGCCCAAACGCCUUCGAAUGCGCUUACGCUAUGUCCCGAGCGAUACUUGCUCUCAACAAGCCCUCAGAAGCUCUCCCGCACGCUAGAAGAGCUCUACUACUAGCGCCAUCUAACGAUCUUUCCGCAGUCAGGACUUUGAAGGCACUUCAACAAGAAAUACUGACGAGGAUCAACACAGGCUCUCACAGCCUCAACGGCGACACUAGGUCUAUGAGAAAUUUCGAUACAAUCAGCCUGAAUAUGCCUUAAUGUGAUAAACUAUCGAUAUUCUAUCGACUCUAAAAAAUUAUAGCAAUACUUAUAACAAAGUUUUUUUUUUAUUCAUAAUCAAUCUCAAAUGUUUUGAUAUUGUGGUAAAUGUAAUUAUACUCAAUCAAAUGGAUAAUUUGGUAGUGUUAUGAUUGCUUGUUUGGUGUCGAACGAAACGAUAUAUUUUGGUACAUUUAACUUUUGUAUGGUUAUUGUAUUAUCUGUAUAAACGAGAAAAAUAAAUUAUGAUUAAGAAGUAAUCAUACUUGCUGAACAAAUCGAUAGUCGACUAAAAUCGAUAUCUACGUAUUUUAAUCGAUAAAUGCAUUUUAAUCUAAGAGGAUUUUUAUUCGCUUAAAAUAUUUUUACUUAUUUUCAAUAAUCGUUCCAUUUUCCUGUAGAUAUAAAGAGUAUGUAUUGAAUGAGUUUGUACGAGAAUAAAUGAGUUUUUACAAUGUAAAUAUGUAAUCCUUACAUAUAAAAUAUAUGACAAUGUACAGCGUCGUAAUAAGAAUAGAUGUAAGACUCGAAUAUUGUAAACAGUAUAAAUUUUCGCUUGCCAUUUUAUAAAUUUGUGAAAUGCUUUAAUUUUUUUUUUUAUUGUUAUGAAUUCAGCUUUUAUUAUGAAAUGAAAAUUAUCAGCCAAGCUUAGGAUUUUACUUUUUUAUAUUUCAAAUUAGUGCCUAUUAUUGCAAUUUAAAAUAGAUUACUGCAAUUUUGUUAUUUAAGAGAUUUUGAGUUUAACUCAUAUGCCCCUUAUCUUGCUUCGUUCUAAUUUAUUGAAUAUUUUUUUUUUGAAAAAAUUGUACGUGGAAUUUAAUAGUUUGAUUAUUGUGAAGGUUUUAAUGUUUGUUUGUUUGUGUUGUAUGUAUUUACAAAUAAAAUAAGUCCUUAUGAUUGUAUGAAUAGUGGAUGUAUUUAUUAAAUAAUGAUUUUAGUAACAAAAAUAAAAAUACAAUAGAAAAAUUAUGGCAGUGCAGAGGAAAACAAUAGCAUAGAAAA
Molecule: messenger RNA, 4331 nt
Organism: Manduca sexta (tobacco hornworm)
Lineage: Eukaryota; Metazoa; Arthropoda; Insecta; Lepidoptera; Sphingidae
Gene: rols
Product: protein TANC2
Molecular function (GO): protein binding
Source: RefSeq, a predicted model, not a curated record